Molecule: messenger RNA, 5928 nt
Organism: Brassica rapa (field mustard)
Lineage: Eukaryota; Viridiplantae; Streptophyta; Magnoliopsida; Brassicales; Brassicaceae
Product: protein KRI1
Source: RefSeq, a predicted model, not a curated record
ACGAUAAAAAUAUUUAAUAUUUUAAUUAUUUUAAUUAAUUAAAAUUUAAAAUAAUAAAUAUAUUUUAAUUUAAGAUUAUAUUAAAUUUGUUGGUUUAAAUUAAAAGAGCCAUUAACGGAUUUUUAGUGAACAUAAAUUAUUGAAUAAAAAAAUUAAAUAAAAUGUAAUGAUUUAUAUAACAUGUUAGAACAAUAUCUAUUCACCAAAUUUGUUUUCUUGCAUAAAAUUAACCUUGAAAAAAUUAAUAUAUUUCUAGACCUCAAUUCAUUCAUCGGAUUUAUAUUAAAUAGAUAUGUUCAUUUUUGUUCGUAAUAGAAAUUGAAAAAUACUCUUUUUAUAUUCCUUAAAACUAAUUUAUGUAUACCUAAAUUAGUUAGAAAUAAAAUAUAGAGAGAGCAAACAGUAACAUUUGUAGACUGAUCCAUCUAUGUUGGUUAGAUUGUCUCCUUGCUGUUGACAAAAAGGAAAAAAAAAAGAUUGUCCCCUUGCUCUUCAAUUAUAACAAUUAACAACUUGAGUGUCAAAGCUAACUAAGACCAUUGUAUUUUAGGUUAUCACAUAGUUUUAGGAAGGUUGUAAAUCAAUCGUUAGGAAAUGUAUUAGAUAUUUUUAGCAACAAUAAAAAAAAGAAAUGUAUGGAUAUGUUGGCAGAAAAGUUGCACGAUAGCGUCACCUAUUAGACAAAUGAUUGUUUUAGUAUUUAGUUUGAUCUUUGAUUUUUUUUGUGAAGAAGAUGAUGGAGCAGCAUCAAUCGUUCACAACCAAGAGAAUUACAAAUAUUUAUUUGUAUCAAUCAUGAUUAGAGAAUGUAUUCAUUAGCAAAAAAGUCAGAUAAUAAGCAAAGAACUUGGGAAAAAAUCAUGAGAAAAAUGAAAAUGAAGAUAGAGAUGGUUCACAUAGGAAAUGCCAAAAAAAAAUACAGAGUUCCAGUUUCUGAUUACUCUCUUAUCUCAUCCUACCAUUUGGAAGACCAUUAAGAUUCACUCAGAAUGAACAUGCGACAGUGAACUCACCAACUCAACAUCACCAGCUCAACAGUGAGAUCUCCAUACAUAUAAAAAGCACAUCCUAAUUUUUUUCUUCCUAAUCGUCGUCAACCGCACAAUACCACUGGAUCUGUUAACACAUCCGAGGCAAAUUUAAACUCAAUGAUAUUGUUUAACUCUAAGUCACAAGAAACAAAUGAAGAGAAGAAAGACGAAUUCCAAAGCAUUUUUUAUGGGAAAUACUUCUCUCUCGCGCUUGGGAAGAUAACAUUUGACUAAGCAUCACUUUUCUACGUUCAUCAGCUUCCCUAAACAUACGUUCCAAUCAGAGAAUAGUUUAGCUCAACAUAGAGUUUUUUUCAACUAAUAGAUAACAAACGAUACACCUCUUAGCAUUUUCUUGCGCUUUCUAUUGAUCUGGAUUCUGAUGAUUGCAUGCUUCCCCUGCACAUCAGGUUAGUUCACAAUGAGUCACAAAAUGCAAUUUUUCUCAAUUGAAAAAAAAAACAGAACUGGCAUACGUGAAGGUUAUUAGAAAUUAGAAGUUACAGUGCCAUGUUGAGCCAUCAGCUCUUGCAUUUUCCUCUGCCUAAUAGCUUCUUGUUCAUGUUCUGCCUGCACAGAAGGAAGUAAAAUGGGCAGAUAUAUAAACACAAAUUUUGGAAGAAGAAUUCGACGCGUACCAUCCCGAUUCUCGAGUGGGUUUGAGAAUUCACCAUGACGAAAAGCUACUGUCUCUCGAGAGUGAAAGGUCGCGACGGAGAUAUCAAGUGCUGGUUAUCUACGCGAUACCAAACAAUCUUAAGCCCCCAUCCCCCGAUGAAAAUCGAAUUACAUCGUCGAGAUAUAAAUCCAAUAACGCAAACAAUAAAAGACAAAGAGACGAAUAAACAAAGAACAGAGAUCGAAAUGCCUAAUCAAAGGAUACCAUCAUCAGGUGAGGCUUACCCCGUGAGAUGUUAUUCUUAGAAGGUCCUAAUGGUUUUUAACGUACAUCAAAAUUUAUAGUAGUUACCUAUCCAUCAAGCAGGAUCAGAUCGAGACCCAUCGACUUUCCUCCUAUCUUGACACAAAAUUUAUACUACGGCCUAUCUUGAGCUCUGAGAAUCGGAGCUGUUGAUUAGCCAUUAUCGGAUAUUGGUGAGAGAGCUUUAGGGUUAUGCCAUUAAAGGCAGACAAAAUAGAUGAUUGUGAAGACGCUCAAACCCUCUAUAUAUAUACUCCAUGAGCGAGCUUGAAGAAGAAGUAAAGAAGCAAGAUGAAGUUGUGGGUAUUGAGGGUUCAAUUCCGUAAAGACUGCCGUUUUUGAUUUGAAUCGCUGAGAAGAGGAUUUGGAACGGCGACGGUUGGUUAGGUUAAAAAGAAAAAUCAAAGUGAAUAACAUACGUUGUUAGGAGUGCCACGUGUCAACAAAAGCCCCAUGCUUCCUGAUGAUGUGGAGGGCUAAGAAGAAAUUUUAUAGGUAACUCCCCCAGAAGCUCCCCUAAUGGCGACAGUACGGACAAUAUGUACGGCUCCACCGUGCCGUGUCCUCUUGGUCUGAAAUUAACAGAUCCGGGUAGCCUCUGAUCUACUGAUCCUCCCACGACAUACUUUGGCCCCUGUUACUGAAGAGUUCGGCGAAGAUCUGUGAAGUUUGGCUCUCAAAACCCUUGAAAGUUUUUCUCCAUUUUCCUUUGCUCCCAUGGAAAAGCAGUGGAUCUAAACCCUCUCAAGCUUCUCCCCUAUCGACUAUGAAAACUCUCUACUGGGAAGAUCUUGAAAGCCUCAACAAUGCAAACAAGGAAUGGUCUUGUUUUUACAGCCGGCCGGCACUACUAGUAGUGUUUUGGUCCCUGUUUUAAAACUGCGAUCCAGUGAAAGCUCUCUCUCUUCUCUUUGCUAGGUCCUAGCUCCUACAAAGGAAGAAGUUACUAGAGUUUUUAGAUACACAAGCGAUGUCUCAGUCACUUACCAGUUCAAACAAAAACAGGACAACAGUUCAAGAGGAGGAAGAUGACGACCUUGUCAUCCUGCCGGAUGUAGAUAACUCUGAGCUUAUAGCUCGCUACAGACUCAGCUUGGUAGGAAGGCUUUUCAAUAGAGAAAGACGCAAUGUUGAAGCUCUCAUUGCUCUACUGCCUAGGCCAAGCAUUUGGGACGUUGAAGGUCGAGUCCGCGGCGUAGAUUUGGGGAACCACCGUUUCCAGUUCGACUUCGACUCAGAAGAUGACCUCCAGAAGGUGCUGAGUAAAAGACCAUGCCAUUUCAAUAAAUGGUCCUUCGCCCUUGAGAGAUGGGCGCCUCACAUAGGUGACUCAUUCCCAAACACUAUGACUUUUUGGGUCUCUGCAAUGGGGAUCCCGACACACUUCUGGCUCGAACCGAUCUUCAGGGCCCUUGGAAAAAGGCUCGGCCAUGUUGGUUUGGUGGAAGCAAAAACAGCAAAAUUCGAGGUUGAGUUGAACGCUGAUCUUCCCAUAAAAUUUGCUCUUCGUGCGCAACUUCCAACCGGUGAGAUUGUUCCUGUCUCUCUUGAAUACGGUAAUCUACAUCGAUGGUGCCAUUCAUGCCGUCUCCUCUCCCAUGAAGAUGAAAACUGCCCACAGCUGUCUGAAAAAGAAAAAGAAAAGCACAGAUUAGCAAAAGAAGUAAACAGAGAUCAAGGCCUCCAACCAAGGAACGACAAUAACAGAAAAGACAUCAACAGGAAUGGUGAUCUCCCUAAACGCCACAACGUAGCUGAGCAGAAACUUUCAAGCCAUCAGGAGAGACGCUCCGGGGAAGGUCCUCAAAGAGAUAACCGGGAUAGCGUAUGGAAACGCAUUGACUCUCGGUAUGCUCCUAGAGAUGACCACCGUGGAGACAAUCGCAAUGCUCACAGAGACCGUGAUAAGCCAACUUUCAAUAAAGAGACAUAUAACAAGAGAAGGUAUGAUGACUCUUUUGCAUCAAGCAGACAAAGAGUGGACGCAAAGAAAGCAGAAAAAAAACUAGUCUCUGAAACUCAUGGUUCUAAGGAAGUACCUGAAGGCCCUCGUGCUCUCCAUCUGGACGUUUGUACUCAAGGAACAACGUCUGAUCAGAACCAAUUGGCUUGUCGUAGCAUCUCCUCUCCAGAACAUGUCAGAGAAAGACCUUUUAUGCUCUCAUUACAGAAAAGAUCAUCAGGUGAACUGAAAUUGAAGGAGAAAGUUGGAGACUUUGGAGAUUCUUCAGAUACUGUAAGUUCUGCAAAAAAGAGUCUCAGAUUCGCUGCCGAGAAUAACCCUUCCUCACCAAAGCCCAACUCCUCACCACCUGCGCAAAUGGGAAAAAAGAAAGAAAAAAGUUGGUAUGAGCAAACACUAGAGGAAGAUGAGACGACUGAUCAUACAGCGGAGACCAACAUAAACAAAGAGAUACAAGACGACAACAAAGAAUUUGAGGACCCUAAUGCUGAAAGGAUCUUAGAAGAGGAAGAUUGGAUGAAUGAAGAUGCUACCUUUGAUAUUGAUGAGGAUGAUUUGAUGGAUGAGGAUGAACUCCUCUACGACGAAAAGCAGCAGGAGGAGGAGCCUGCCCCCCCUUCUGAUCGUAUACCUCUGCCGUUGAUUAUCGAAGGUUCCACGGAAUCAGGGAAGGAAACGAAAGAGGCAUUGGUUGAGGAGAGUCCGAAGCAAUCUGGUUUGAAGACAUCGGUAAUUGGAAGCCGCUGUGCUCAGUUAACGCCUGGCCGUUCGUCACGAUCCUCGACACAGAAGAAAAGAGGAACUCCAAGCCCCACUGCUACUGGCGUCUCUCUCAGACAGAGAAACCUAAUGGUGGGUCGGGCCUCUUCCAAGGCCAAGGUAUCAAAGAGUGGGCCAAAACUCAAUCAGACUCUCUCUCCGGACCAAGGCCAAGAUCCAAGUGACUUUGAAAAGGCGGAUUUACUUUUGAAGAACAACAAAAAAUCAGCAAAGGUGGGAAGCAAUAAACCACCAAAAAUUCCAAGAUGAACACAAUUGCAUGGAAUUGUCAAGGGGCGGGAGCCGACUUGACCAAGGAGCAUCUACAUGAGUUGUUUCAUUGUUUUUUACCUAAGUUUUUAUUUCUUUCGGAGACUAAGAACAAUCGGAGUUUUUUGCAAGAUGUGCAAGUUUCUUUUGGAUAUGAUCAUGUUUGUACUGUUGACCCUGUUGGUAGAAGUGGUGGACUUGCACUUUUUUAUAUGGAUGAUCCUUCGGUUACUAUUUUAUAUACGGAUACGCAUAUGAUCGAUAUUGAAACUAGACUUGAAGGACACGCGAUCUUUAUGACAUUCGUGUACGGGGACCCUGUUGUUCGACAUCGAGACCUAGUUUGGGAAAGAUUGUCACGCAUGAGUACCAACCGAAGUGGAGCGUGGUUUAUGAUUGGAGAUUUUAAUGAGAUCACUGGUAACCAUGAAAAGAGAGGAGGAAGGCGUCGUUUAGAAUGCUCUUUUCUCCCUUUCCGUAUCAUGUUAGAAAAUUGUGGAAUGCUUGACUUCCCAUAUAAAGGAAAUUCAUUCUCGUGGGUGGGAAAAAGAAGAUCCGGGAAAGUAAAAUGCAAACUUGAUAGAGCAGUUGCAAACGGAGAAUGGCACGCUCUUUUUACCCACUCAGUUGUAGAAUUUUUACAACUAUGGGGCUCAGAUCAUAGACCGGUCCUAGCACGGAUUCAGUCUAGUGUUAAGAGGGGAAGAAAGAACUUCCGCUUCGACAAGAGAUGGAUCGGAAGACCGGGGUUCAAGGAAGCGGUAAUCUCGGGAUGGGGACAAUUUGAUGAGAUUCCAAUGAGGAAUUUUCAUCAAAAAGUUACCUCAUGUCGAAAUAAAAUUAGCUCCUGGAAAAAACAAAACCCUUCAAAUUCUGCCUUAUUAAUUAAGGAGUUAAAACAUAAGAUAGACAUGGCACAAGAUGAUGAAUUCACCACAACAGAAGAAUUGGAGGAUUUGAGAAGACAACUGAUUUUGGCAUUU